This is a messenger RNA of Pleuronectes platessa (European plaice), 1429 nucleotides long. It is a transcript of the gene crls1, whose product is annotated as cardiolipin synthase 1. The transcript is spliced from 7 exons. The coding region runs from base 1 to 1020 and encodes 339 amino acids. Gene Ontology annotation, biological process: cardiolipin biosynthetic process. Gene Ontology annotation, molecular function: cardiolipin synthase activity. NCBI's taxonomy places the organism in Eukaryota, Metazoa, Chordata, Actinopteri, Pleuronectiformes, Pleuronectidae. Gene Ontology annotation, cellular component: membrane; mitochondrion. The record is from RefSeq and is a predicted model, not a curated record.
AUGUUUUGUUGUCGCGGGAUCGCCAGUUUCCGCUUCGUGGUGUCCGCGCGCGGUUCGGUGGUGUGCGGACUCGAACCUGCGUCAUGGCGGCUCUCGCGCACACCUGUCACGGAGUGCGCGAGGCGGCCUCAGGUGAGCGGCGCGUGGCUCGUGAGGCUCCACGGGACGGACAGUCAAGCGAGCUGCUGGACCGGGCUCCUGCACCCGGGGGCCCGGUACCGGCCCGGGGCCACGGGGCUCCACCGGGGAGGUCAGCAGAGGUCGCUGCUGAUCUCCCGGUGCUCACCGCCUCCUGAAGCCCGGGGGCUCUGCACCGGGAACGCGAAGGAGAAACCGGGCAGCCCCCCCGCGGCGGACCGGCCCGAGGCCAGCACGGUACCGGGACAAGGACUGUUCAAGUUCAAACAGCUGUACGAGAACCCGUGGACGAUCCCCAACCUGUUGUGUGUGUGUCGCAUCCUGCUGGCCCCGUACCUGGGUCACCUGAUCAUCCAGCAGCACUUCCACCUCAGCCUGGCUCUGUUCACGCUGGCGGGAGCUACUGACCUGUUGGACGGGUACAUAGCCAGAACGUGGCCCUCUCAGAAGUCGGCGUUGGGCAGCGCUCUCGACCCGUUGGCCGACAAAAUCCUCGUCAGUAUUUUAUACGUCAGUCUCACCUACGCUGACUUGAUACCAGCUCCUUUGACGGCGCUCGUGAUUUUCAGAGAUGUCGGUUUGAUCGCUGCUGUUUUCUGGAUCAGAUACAAAACUGUUCCUGCGCCGGUGACACUGGGUAAAUUCUUUAACCCUUGCUACACAACAGCACAGCUCAAGCCCACGCUUUUCAGCAAGGUGAACACAGCCAUUCAGCUCCUCCUGGUUGCAUCUUCUCUGGCUGCUCCGGUCUUCCAGUACACAGACUGUGUCCUGCUGCAGUGCCUAUGGUACGUGACGGCUGUGACCACGGCGGCGUCGGGUUACAGCUACUGGCACUACGGCCGCAAAACCGUGCAGCUGCUGAACACCAGGACGCCGUGACAGCCCGACAGGAAGCGGCCACGAGGCGGAACGAACGCAGCGAGCAGAGACUCUGAUUGGCCGAAGUCGGACAGACGGCUGGACGACUGCCAGCAGCACUGACACCAAGUCGCUGUGACAACCAUUUACGAGUCGCCGCUGGAACGACGCGUGCAAAACCGAGCGACGGUUGGAGAUUGUUUUACUGCAACACAAACACACACAGACACACACAAACACACACACUACAGGAGCAGCUGUGGACACGAGACACAAGCGGCUGAGACCGACGUCCACCGUCCACGUGGUUCACGUCAACUCAUCCAACGAGAGCUUUUAUUUUUGGUUCGUCAAUCGGGAGCUGCAGAUUCCAUCAGAGUCACAUGAUUGUCAGUUUUGUAAACCUAUGAUUAAAAAAAUAUAAUAUUAA